Molecule: messenger RNA, 1473 nt
Organism: Solanum lycopersicum (tomato)
Lineage: Eukaryota; Viridiplantae; Streptophyta; Magnoliopsida; Solanales; Solanaceae
Source: RefSeq, a predicted model, not a curated record
UAUCUCUCAUUUCACUCUAUACAUAGAGAAAUCCCAAAUCAACUUAUUUCAAUAUUUUGAUUCAUGGCUACUAAUUUGAGGGUACUAAUGUUUCCAUGGUUAGCUUAUGGACACAUUUCACCAUUUCUAAACAUAGCCAAGCAACUCGCGGAUAGAGGAUUCUUGAUUUACCUCUGUUCCACGCGAAUCAAUCUUGAAUCCAUCAUCAAGAAAAUCCCUGAAAAGUAUGCUGAUUCGAUUCAUCUUAUCGAACUUCAAUUGCCAGAAUUACCCGAACUUCCUCCUCAUUACCAUACGACGAAUGGCCUCCCACCCCAUCUCAAUCCCACCCUUCAUAAGGCCCUGAAAAUGUCCAAACCAAACUUUUCGAGAAUCUUGCAAAAUCUGAAACCUGAUUUAUUGAUUUACGAUGUAUUGCAGCCGUGGGCUGAACAUGUUGCGAAUGAACAAAACAUUCCAGCAGGUAAGCUGCUAACUUCGUGUGCAGCUGUGUUUUCGUAUUUUUUCAGCUUUCGAAAGAAUCCAGGGGUUGAAUUCCCUUUCCCUGCUAUUCAUCUCCCGGAAGUUGAGAAAGUAAAGAUCAGAGAAAUACUCGCGAAAGAACCUGAAGAAGGGGGUCGUCUAGACGAGGGAAAUAAGCAAAUGAUGUUGAUGUGUACGUCUAGAACUAUCGAGGCUAAAUACAUAGAUUACUGCACUGAAUUGUGCAAUUGGAAAGUUGUUCCAGUUGGUCCACCAUUCCAAGAUUUGAUCACUAAUGAUGCGGACAACAAGGAGCUUAUCGAUUGGCUUGGAACAAAACAUGAAAAUUCAACUGUUUUCGUCUCCUUUGGGAGUGAGUAUUUCUUGUCAAAAGAAGAUAUGGAAGAAGUAGCUUUCGCGCUGGAGUUAAGUAAUGUUAAUUUCAUAUGGGUUGCAAGAUUUCCGAAAGGUGAAGAGCGAAAUCUCGAAGAUGCAUUACCAAAAGGUUUUCUUGAAAGAAUUGGAGAAAGGGGAAGAGUUUUGGACAAAUUUGCACCACAACCAAGAAUUCUAAAUCAUCCGAGCACCGGAGGAUUUAUAAGUCAUUGUGGUUGGAAUUCAGCAAUGGAAAGUAUAGAUUUCGGGGUUCCUAUAAUCGCAAUGCCUAUUCAUAAUGAUCAACCUAUAAAUGCUAAGUUGAUGGUAGAAUUGGGAGUCGCGGUGGAGAUUGUUAGAGAUGAUGAUGGGAAAAUUCACAGAGGAGAAAUCGCGGAAACUCUUAAAAGUGUCGUAACAGGGGAAACAGGGGAAAUUUUGAGGGCUAAAGUGAGAGAAAUCAGCAAGAAUUUGAAAUCUAUAAGAGAUGAAGAGAUGGAUGCUGUUGCUGAAGAGCUAAUUCAACUUUGUAGGAAUAGUAAUAAGAGCAAAUAAUGUGUUAUGUUAUGAUUCGAUUUACAAAAUUAUAUUGUAUUUGUGGUGCUUUGUUUGUCUUCGAAAUAUAUCGAGGUUGAA